Molecule: messenger RNA, 1276 nt
Organism: Lottia gigantea (owl limpet)
Lineage: Eukaryota; Metazoa; Mollusca; Gastropoda; Lottiidae
Exons: 6
Coding region: 105-848 (247 amino acids)
Source: RefSeq, a predicted model, not a curated record
UUCUUGUUUACAGCGAAACUGACGUAACUUAGCAGGACAUAUUUUGCUGUUUUCUUCCAAUCGUUUCCGAUUUCAAUCUUUGUCAGUGGUAAUAUUUUGUAAAAAUGAGAGGUGAUGAUGCAUACGACGAUUUUUGGUCGUCCUACCGUCGUCCGUUUGGACACAGAAGUCGUUUUCAUGAUGGCCACACGGAUGAUGUGUUUGGAAAUGUACAAGAAGAGAUGAGAAGAAGCAUGGAAGAUAUGAACAGACAAAUGGAGGAUGCUUUCCGAAAUUUUGGAAGUGGGAGAGGUUUUAAUUCCCAUUUCGACAAUGAUCGAAGACUGUCAGCAUUAGAUGAUGGGUUUUCAUCUCACAGUCCAGGGGACGCCAUGUUGAAAUAUGAUAGAAGAUUUGAUGUGCCAGCUAUCCCUGAUCAUAGACCCAGAAGAUCAUUGUUUAACGGAAUGUUCAACAGUCCAUCCCGCUGGGAGAGAGAUUUUAAUGUACCAUCAGGUGAGAGUGGAACUUAUUCUUGUGGAAAAUCGUACACCAUGUUCAGCAUCUCUGAUGGAAAUAAUAAAAAGUUUGAAGAAAGAAGAACAAUUCGUAACCCAGAUGGGACUGAAGAGGAAGAGGUAGUGAGAAAUCUAAAUGAUAGAUCCCAUGUUACACGGACUACAACUGAUAAAUACGGUAGAAGAGAAACCAAUGAAAGGUUAAAUAAUCUUGAUGAUGUUGACUUGAUGCAAUUUCAAAGAGAAUGGAACGAAACCAACAGACAACCAUAUACAUUAGAAGAUGUUCGCGGUGACGAACUUGUGCCAAGGACUGGUCGGCGCUCAAUCCUAGAUCGUUGGUUCCGUUAGUAAAGAAGAAUGGUAAAGGCAGACUCUGUGAUAUUAGUUAGAUUAAACCCUCUCUAUUGAGAUCUUAUUUAUAUAAUAUAUGUAGAGAUAUGUAUUUAGCUAUCAAGUGGUUUAGGGUUGUCAAUUGAGAAAUCUUAUGAUAUAUAAGUUUGAAAAUUUAGACUUGCUGUAAACUUUUAUCACGUUUUAAGUGACAAAAACCACAGUUCCUCAAAAAUUCCUAAAUUCAAAAUCUCAAGCGGGUAAAUUAAUGUUUAGAAUUAAACUGAGAUGAAUUUUGAAUGUAAGAUUUGAUAUUAAUUGGGUCCAGAUUUCCAUUUUUUCUUUAUCUGCAUCAUACCGAAGCAUCAUUUCAAUGCCUUUUUUGUUUGUAGAAAACUAGAACUCUCAAAAUUAGUCUGAUAAGAUCCAUUGCCUUAUUUUCAGUA